CACGGGCUUUGACCAAUAGCAGGCGCUCAUCUUGGUGCUUGACGGUCCGCAGCAACGACCCGUAAUCAAAACACAGGAUUCCGUGACGUUUACUUUAAUUCACAGGGAAGAAAUGAGGAUAAUAACGCGUUUUAAGUCAAAGUAUUUCUGAGGGACUUCUUGCUUUUAUUUUGUUUCAUUUUCCCGACAACUGUUCUGGGAUAUUUUUUUUUUCAAAUAUGGACGCCCUGUGCGACCUGUGCUUGGCUCAGGUUUGCUGCAGCUUGGACGCUCUGUGCAGCAGGCGAGCAGAUGGCUCCAUGUGCCUCAGCCGGGCCCCAGUUUUCCCACAGGAGGUGGCGGACCAGUUACUGCUUAAGAUGGUGAAAAAAAAGAUACUGAAUGACACAACCAUUAGGAUUUUCCAAAACUGCAAAGAGCUCCGCCUCCGACGAGCCUCCAUCCGAUGCUGCCAAGUAUCUGCACAAGCUUUCCGCCUGGCACUCUGCCCUCACCGGCUCCAGGAGCUAGACGCCUCCGGGGUUCUUGGCGGCCUCACCGUGGCAAACAUCGUCUCGGGCCUGGCCUCCAACCCAGCGUGCAGAUCCAGCCUACGCAGGUUGUCCCUCGCUGGGCUCCGCGUGGACUGGGAGUCUCUGGAGGAGGACGGAGGGCCCUGUGUCGGAUUUAGCUCCUUGCAGGGCUUGCGGACGCUCAACCUGGCCAACACGGACCUGACCGAUGCCGUUCUCGAGGAUAUCUGCACUCUCCCUCGGCUGGAGAGCCUGGACAUCUCCUGCAGUGCGGUGUCAAAGCUUACCGCACUCCUAGAUUGCAAAAACACGCUGAGAUCUUUGACCACCCACCGGCUGCAGCAGCUGGAUAUGUCGCCUGGCAGGAUGCUGUUUGUCCUCGGCCAACUUCACGCUGUCAGGCAUUUCGACUUUUCAGAGGACCACUUGGCUGUUAACGCCGGUGACGGGAGAGACGGGAUGGAGACAGUACGUCAGCUUUUGGAUGGGAGUCCACAGGUCCUCCCUUCCCUUGUUUCUCUAGAUAUAUCUGGACGGAGGAGAAUCCCCGAAGCGGCAGUCAGGGUGUUUGUGGAAGCCAGAGGCGCACUGGUCUUCUUGGGCCUGCUGGCCACGGGCGCCAGCUCCUGUGACAUCUUGUCAUCAAAGAGAAACCUAAAAGUAACCGGAGAGGCUAAUGAGAACCAGGUGUGUGAGGCCCUGAGAAGGUACCGCGACCGCGAGUGUUUCAUACGAGAGGCCCUCGUCCAUCUCUACAAUCUAACCGCUGACAUUGACAAACCGCGGCCAGAUAUGCUAGAGCUGGUGCUCAGUGGGAUGCAAAGCCACCCCACAUCCCUGCAGGUCCACCUGGUGGCCACGGCGUGUGUGUUCAACCUGACCACCCAGGACCUGGCGGUGACCAUGCCCGUCGGCCUGAUCAGCUCCGCUGUCGCCCAGCUGCUGUACGCCAUGAAGACCUACCCCAACCACCAGCAGGUGCAAAAGAACUGUAUGAUGGCGCUUUGCAGUGACUAUAUUCUCCAGGAUGUCCCUUUUGACAAGUAUUUAGCAGCCACGCUGGUGAUCAACUGGCUGCGGAGCCACGAGGACGCUCCCCUGCAGAGGAUGGCUGUGGCUGUCAUCUCCAUUCUGGUGGCCAAGUUGUCCACAGAGGAGACCGCUCAGCUUGGCAAGGACGUCUUUAUCAUGAAGCAGAUGCUGGCUAUUGUCCAGCAGAAAGCCAUGACUGGUCUGGUGGACUCCACUCUUAAAUUUGCCCUGAGUGCUCUGUGGAACCUGACGGAUGAGAUGCCCACUGCUGCUCGCAAUUUCAUCGAGUGCCAGGGCCUGGAGCUGUACGAGGAGGUUCUGGAGUCCUACUACGCUGAGCCUUCCGUUCAGCAGAAAGUUCUUGGCCUUCUGAACAACAUAGCAGAGGUGGAGGUGUUACAGGCGGACCUGAUGGAGGAGGACCUGCUAGGGCACGUCCUCAGCCUGCUGCAGGACUCCCGGGUGGAACAGGGGGUCCGUUACUUUGCAGGGGGGACUCUGGCACAGCUUGUCUCCAGACCAGAGGCCUGGACCUUGGGCAGCCAGCUGCGCAGCACCAUAGUGGAGCAGCUGCAUGCAUCCAUAAUGACAUGGACCCAACUCGAGAGAGAAAUGGUGUCCUAUAGAUCGUUCCGUCCGUUUUGCCCUCUGCUUCAGGCUUGGCAGCCCUCGGGAGUGCAGCUGUGGGCAGCGUGGGCCAUACAUCUGGUCUGCAUUCAGAACGCUUCACAUUACAGCAACAUGAUGGAGAAGGACGGCGUGGCUGAACUUCUGAGGGCUCUGGCUGCACAUCCCGACACACACAGCGACGUCAAAGGACUGUCAGACGGUAUCUUGCGUAUCGUAGAGCAGCACCAGAGUCUCUAAUAUCCCUCGACCAACAGAUGGAGCCCGGAAACUCUCGACAGAGAUGCAGAUUUUGUGAAUAAACACACCUGAGGGUGUCAUUAUUAAAUGGUACAGACAGUUCAAGUCAAUCAGUUGGAAUUUAAAGUUUAAUGGAAUUAGUUCCUGUCCAUUUAAUAUAUAGAGUAUAAUCUCAUGUACAUUCUUUCAAGAAAUUACCUAUAAACUGUUAUCCUCAGGAAAAAUAUAUACCGACAGGUUGUAAAGUCCUAAUAGUGUAAUGUAUUCUGAAAUGUAGUUUCUGUUCAGUAUGAAAACGUCUGACAGCAAUAGUAUUCUAAAUAAACUGAAUUUAGAAACUA
This is a messenger RNA of Gasterosteus aculeatus aculeatus (three-spined stickleback), 2752 nucleotides long. Its product is annotated as protein zyg-11 homolog. The record is from RefSeq and is a predicted model, not a curated record. Gene Ontology annotation, cellular component: Cul2-RING ubiquitin ligase complex. NCBI's taxonomy places the organism in Eukaryota, Metazoa, Chordata, Actinopteri, Perciformes, Gasterosteidae.